UGCAAAAUCCAUACCAUUAUAUAUUUUUGUAAUGUCUUUAACAUGUUUAACUUGAAUAAAAAUUGAGACUAGAAACAGGGAAUGUUUCAAAGAAACAACAACACGACAAUGACCAACGGAAAAGAAAGACAACUGGAACUCACUUUUAGAAAUGUUAUCGAUUAUCAAGUAUUAAGUUACUUUGUAUUUAGAAAUCAAAUUCAUACCUAUUAAACUAUUAUUUAUUUUAAAGAGCUUACAUGGUUGAGUGCAUGGAGUGUAUGGGCUCGAAAGUCUGUACAGAAAAUAUGUGUGAUUUGCUUUUAAAGAUUUCAACAUGGAAUAAAUAAAUAAUACUGGAUUUAAGUUUUUUUACAUUCUCCGUAGUUUCUAACAUUAGAUGAUAUGUUAAUAUAAGAUAUAAUGAGGUGUCCACGACUGAAAACAAUUGCGAUACUAGUAUUUUGUGCAUAUUUGAUUUCAAUAGUGAUUGCAUUUUAUUUACUGCAUAAUAUGCAUACUACACAAGAUAGCAAUUUCAAUAUACGACCAGAACAAGUGAUUCGCCACAUGAAAAGCCAUAGAAGACCAGAACAACUUCGAAUCGGUCAUCCAUUAUUUGAUAAUUGUAUGCAAAAUCAAGAUUACGAAGAACUCUUAUUGCGACCAUACCAUACGAUUAACAGUGUAUAUGUUUACUCGGCUUUCUUCGAUAACCGCACUGGGAUACCCCAUGUACGAAUGAUAUCAAUGGUAAAUGUUCGAGAAAUGAAACAGAACAGUAACCUUUCAUGUAAGUUUGCAUAUGGUGCUAAUCAAGACAAGUUCUUUUCCGAACCGGUAUUAUUCUAUGAAAUGUGUGAAAACCACCAUUUUACCCAUGGUGGAUGGAUAUUAUCAUGCAAAAUACCAAUAAAUGAAUUGAAGACCAUUCCUUGUAAUUUUGAAGUUAUUAAAAAUAAUGACAUAUCACAUGGUAAUCAUCUAUCAACUAUGAUUCCAUUGUUAAAGACGAGUUCGUAUAGAAGAGAAAAAGAAAAGGAAGACAAUGGAAAGUUUGGACUUUGUAUUCCGCCGCUUUAUGGCGAUAUAAAACCAACUCAGUUUCUUAAAUUCAUAUCUCUAACAAAUGCACUCGGCAUAGAUCAUUUGAUAUUUUAUGUGUACAAUAUUUCUUCGAAUUUGAAUUCCAUAUUAGAAUAUCUAGAGGACCGUAGUACCAUUACCAUAAUCCCGUGGGUACUUCCGGUUGAAAGCAAUCACGUUUGGUAUUAUGGCCAAUCCGUUGCCAUUAACGAUUGCUUAUACCGAGGAAUGUUUUAUUUCAAAUAUCUAGCAUUAACGGAUUUAGACGAAUAUAUCGUCUCUCACAAUUCAAAAUAUUCUUUGCGAAAAUUGAUAGAAAUGAAAAAAUCUACAGACAGACAAGUUGCAGCAUUUAGAUUCCGUACUGCAUUCUUUAUCAGAAAUCCAGAAGCAAAAGGCAAUACUACUUUUGAUGUGCUCGAACAUAAUUAUAGAACCGAGGGUACCAGUAAAAUUCGUAGUAAGUUGAUAGUCGAACCUUACAAAAUAUUUGAAGUAGGAAUCCAUCAUGUAAGCAGGGCGUGGCCAGAUAGUGAGAAUUAUACUUCAUAUGAGAUGGAUCCCGAAGAUGCCAUUGUGCACCAUUACAGAACUUGUACAUCAACCCUUGAUCUAGCAUGUACUUCAUUUAUAACAGACUCUACUAUAAGAGACUGGCAUAACUUCAAUUUCAUUACAAGGUACAACUCCCGUAUGAAGGAACUCAAAUCGGUUUUUAAUAUUACAGAUGAUACAUAACUGUACUUUCUAGUAUAGUCGCUUAUAUUUAAAAAAAAAAAAACGAAAUAUGGCACUUUUUUCAAUAUAUGUCGUUCAAGUACAGAGUUUGUCUUGCGUUUUAUUUAUUCAUCU
This is a messenger RNA of Mytilus trossulus (common blue mussel), 1917 nucleotides long. RefSeq names its product beta-1,4-galactosyltransferase galt-1-like. Gene Ontology annotation, molecular function: glycosyltransferase activity. The transcript has a single exon. Gene Ontology annotation, cellular component: cytoplasm. Bases 403 to 1803 code for a protein of 466 amino acids. NCBI's taxonomy places the organism in Eukaryota, Metazoa, Mollusca, Bivalvia, Mytilida, Mytilidae. The record is from RefSeq and is a predicted model, not a curated record.